Messenger RNA from Adineta ricciae, 927 nucleotides. The record is from the annotation of a GenBank genome assembly. NCBI's taxonomy places the organism in Eukaryota, Metazoa, Rotifera, Eurotatoria, Adinetida, Adinetidae.
AUGACGGACGCAAAAUCCAGUAAUCUGUCACAAUCUGUUACAGAGACUUGUGAGCAAACGCUAACCGUCCACAAGUCAAAAUCGCCAUCGAGAACCAAAACGAAUCCAUCAGCCAAGCGACAAAGAGAAGAAGAUGAUGAUUCCACCUCUGAAUGUGAAUCUCAGCCACGAAAAGCACCAUCUCCUGUACAUUACCAAGAUACAACAUUUAGUGAUAAAAACGCCAUGUAUUAUAGUUUUUCUUCUUCUUCUUCAUCGUCGAAAGACCAACGUUCUGAGUCUACACAAGUGAAUCCUGUCCAACAACGACUUAAGCAGGUCUUAGUAGAACGUGAAUUGGGCGAUGAAGAUGAACAGAAACGAAAAUUAGCAGCCGCAAAAGAAGCUCUUUUUCCACAUGCACUUGCCACAUCUUUCAAUGAAGUUGCCGACACGUUACGAAACGAACGACGACAAGAAUUUUGUCCGAUCUACAAAGAUGAAACACCCGAACAAGUUGCUUUACGUCUAGCAAAGAGAAAACCGGUCGGAAGCUUACUAGCGAAACGCAUACGUUGGGACGAAUUAAAACGACGACGAGAGGAGGAAGAACGCAAAGCACAAAUGUUCUCCUACUCCGAACCUUACGGAUCUGCCUAUGAUAAUCAAUCAUCAUUCAGUAAUCCCUAUGAACAAUACUAUGCCACAAUACAAAAUCAAUAUGAUAUGAUGGCCAAGAUGAAUCACGCUCAGCAAGAAUAUAGCGGAUUCUGGCCGGAGCAUCAGCAGAACUACUACCAGAAUAACGAUCAAGUGGUGCAUAACUCUGUCCAGUAUCAAGCACCGCCUUAUACAUAUCCGUAUUCAUCGAUGAAUGCUAAUUUUUCAUCGGCUGAUUAUUAUUAUCUGCAGCAACAACCACCACCUCCACCACCAGACGAGCCUUAG